Paraphaeosphaeria sporulosa is the source of this 2547-nucleotide messenger RNA. Its product is annotated as DEAD-domain-containing protein. Lineage: Eukaryota; Fungi; Ascomycota; Dothideomycetes; Pleosporales; Didymosphaeriaceae. Bases 1 to 2547 code for a protein of 848 amino acids. Gene Ontology annotation, molecular function: nucleic acid binding; ATP binding; RNA helicase activity. The record is from RefSeq and is a predicted model, not a curated record. The transcript is spliced from 3 exons.
AUGGCGCCGAGAACCGACGACGACUUCAUCUUCACCAUCUCCGACCACGAGGAUAUCUCCGACGAUGGCGCCGAACAGGGAGACGAGCCUUCGAAACUCGCUGGUCGCGGAAAGAAGCGCAAGCUGGACGAUGCCGCCCUAGUGAAGCCUAAGGAAAUCCAGCAGUCAAAGAGAAGUAAGAAGAAGGGCAAGAAGGCGAGAGAGCCGACUCCAGAGCUCGAAGAGGUCGACGACAACGACAUCGCAGAGCCUGCUGAGGAUGCCGAGGAUAACGACGACAUUGCAAGCGAUUUCGAAUUUGCACCCGGCGAUGUUGACAUUGGCUAUGUUGAGGACUUCGAUGGGUGGGGCAACGAGACGGUUGCGACGCAUGAUGCGAAAGACAGAAAGGGCACCGCUGUUGAUGUUGACGAGAUCAUUGAGCGGAGACGCAACAAGCAGAAGAAGGCGCAGCCUGCGGACGAACCGGACAGUGAGGAAGAAGCCACUGGCGACUUUGAAGGCUUCGGAGAUGACGAUGAGCUACUCGCUGAGGAUGGAUUCGGAAUGGGUGCAGAAAGUGAGGAGGAUGAGGAAGCAGACGAGGAAGGAGAGGGUUCACAAUCGGGCGAAGACGCCAGUAUGCAGGACGCGGAGCAAGGCGCGGACGAUUCGGACAACGAAUCUGUUGCUGCUCCUGUCGCACAUCCCAUGGAUCUCGAAGAAGCAGAAUCGGACGCCGAAAGCGAUCAUGAGGACUCUGCAGAAGCAAAGAAGGCUGCCGCAUUUUUCGCGCCUGAGGAGGAGAGCGCGAAGUCGCAGAAGAAGAAGGGCGCAGCAGGAGGCUCGUCUUUCCAAGGCAUGUCUCUAUCAAGGCCUAUUCUCAAAGGUCUGGCAUCAGUCGGUUUUACCGAACCCACUCCCAUUCAGUCCAAGACGGUCCCAAUCGCGAUGGAAGGCAAAGACGUGGUGGGAGGAGCCGAGACUGGUUCCGGUAAAACCGCUGCGUUCCUGAUACCCAUUCUUGAGCGUCUGCUGUAUCGACCGAAGAAGAUUCCCACAACUCGCGUUGCUAUACUCAUGCCCACGCGUGAGUUGGCAGUGCAAUGUUUCAACGUCGCACAGAAACUCGCUGCGUUUACGGACAUUACUUUCGCGCAACUGGCUGGUGGUUUCUCGCUACGCGAGCAAGAAGCAGUCCUCCGAACGAAGCCUGAUGUCGUAAUUGCCACCCCUGGUCGAUUCAUCGAUCAUAUGCAAAACUCGGCAGGUUUCCAGGUGGAGACUCUCGAGAUCCUUGUUCUCGAUGAGGCCGAUCGUAUGCUCGAGGAAGGUUUCGAGAGCCAGCUGAGCGAGAUCUUGACGACCAUCCCGAAGUCAAGACAAACGAUGCUCUUCUCCGCUACCAUGUCCACGUCGGUUGACAAGCUGAUCCAGAUUGGCAUGAACAGGCCGGUGCGGCUCAUGGUAGACUCCCGAAAGAACACCGUGGCUGGUCUCACCCAAGAAUUCGUCAGGAUAAGGAAGGGUAAAGAGGACAGGCGUCUGGCCUAUCUCAUGUACAUUUGUACAAAGGUAUACACAGACCGGGUUAUUAUCUUCUUCCGGCAGAAAAAGGAGGCCCACCGCGUCAGGGUGGUGUUUGCGCUUUGCGGACUCAAGGCUACCGAACUUCACGGAAAUUUGACCCAGGAACAGCGUAUCCAAAGCGUAGAAGCAUUCCGCUCGGGACAGGCAAAUUUCCUCCUCGCAACCGACGUGGCUUCCCGUGGUCUCGACAUCAAAAACGUGUCGACGGUCAUCAACUACGAAGCGCCUCAGACACAUGAGAUCUACCUCCAUCGUGUCGGACGUACGGCCCGUGCGGGACGAAGUGGACGGUCGUGCACGAUUGCGGCCGAGCCGGAUCGCAAAGUAGUCAAACAGGCUGUCCGCUCAUCUCGAUCCCAGGGCGCCAAAGUAGUCAGCAGACAAGUGCCCCAGGAAGAGUCGGAUAAGUGGACCAAGAAGCUCAAGGAAUUUGCCGAUGAAAUUGAGGAGGUACUGCAGGAGGAGAAGGAAGAACGGGCCAUGAGCAUCACCGAGCGCGAUCUGAAGCGCGGAGAGAAUCUGAUCGUCCACGAAGACGAGAUCAAAGCUCGGCCCAGGCGAACAUGGUUCGAGUCAGAGAAGGACAAAUUGGCAGCGAAGGAAAAGGGAGCUGCUGCGCUCAACGGCCCUGCCAAGACGGGCAGCGAUGGCAAGAAGAAGAAGCUGAGCGGAAAGGACCGCAAGAAGCUAGAGCUCAACGAUGUUCGGACGGAGGGCAAGAUGUGGAAGAAGGGCAAGGAGGACCGAGGAAAGAAGACGCUGGGCGGAGGGCGGCGGAGGAGUCGGAUCAAAAGUGCAGCGCCAAUUCGACAGCCAAUUUCACGUCUCACGCCUGCGCCUGCCUGCUCUGCUCACCAUACACUCCUUCGGCCUGCUGUAUUCUCCUGCCGUCCCAGCCUCCUGCGACCGGCUCCCUACUACCACCACCCCGCCCGCGCACACAAGCCUACGGUCGCCGAGAACCCCUGUCCACGUUAG